Penicillium canariense is the source of this 1569-nucleotide messenger RNA. Its product is annotated as lanthionine synthetase C family protein. Gene Ontology annotation, biological process: peptide modification; carbohydrate metabolic process. The record is from RefSeq and is a predicted model, not a curated record. The transcript is spliced from 4 exons. NCBI's taxonomy places the organism in Eukaryota, Fungi, Ascomycota, Eurotiomycetes, Eurotiales, Aspergillaceae. Bases 1 to 1569 code for a protein of 522 amino acids. Gene Ontology annotation, cellular component: plasma membrane.
AUGGCUGAACCUGAACGCCCGCAGUACUAUGAAAACACUCUUACUCCGCUCCCAAUCAAUCCGGCGACGCUUAUUGACUCUCUCCGGGAGCUUCGCGCCGCUGUUUACAAUGGAGCAGAAAUUAUUCAUGCAAACGAGCCUAUCCCCGAUAAGUGGAGUGUCGGUGGAAUGUUCAAGCAUUUUCCAGGCGUUGCCCUUGCAUUCUUACGCCUCGAUUACCAGUCCUCGGUUCUAGCCAGGGAAAAAGCUGCCUCUUUGAAUUUCCGGCAGUAUGCCCUCCAACGAAUUCCGUCAGGCUUGCCAGACAUCCCUCUGCGCCCGUCGCGACUAUCUCCAGGGGGGUCAUUUUCGCCCUUAGCUGCCGUAACUUUGCACAUUCUCUCGGCUGUGGCGGAGACCAACUGGGAAUUGGAUGCUAGGCCCAGUCUGCCGCAGGAGGAUAUCAUCUGCCUUCACGAUGCUGUAAACUUGGCGCUGAAAAACGGGCCUAUUGUGCUCCAUGACGACCGCAAAAUGGGAGGAGAUGAGAUGUUGUACGGCCGUGCAGGACUGCUAUGGGCUCUUUUGAACGUCCGCGCACAUCGAUUCAGUGAAGAGUCUGAGAAAGCACUCGCUCCGGUCUUUGCAAUGGUUCCUCAGCUGAUCUGCAGUAUCAUUGAUGCUGGUCGAGAAUGUUCAAAAUGUUAUAUUCAAGAACAUGGAGAUAAGGACGCACAUCCAUUGAUGUAUGCCUGGAUGGAAGGCUACUAUUGCUUCGGCACCGCUCACGGAAUCACUGGAAUUCUUCCCAUUCUACUCUCGUGCAGAUCUGAGGAACUAGCUGGUUACAUGCCAGAGAUUGGGGAGACCAUCACUGCUCUCUGCAAAUUUUCCGUGGCCAACAAUGGCCACCUUCCAAUGACUCUUCCCCCAUUUCCCUCCAAACGACCCUCUGAGCUCGUCCAGUUCUGCCACGGAAGCCCGGGUAUCCUCAUCCUUUUGGGAACGGCAUUGCAAAAUGAGCAGUUGACUCGGGACUACUGGCACCCCACGUGGGAUCAAGCUAUAUACCAGGCAACCUGUCGCACCUGGGAGGAGGGUAUCCUCUCCAAGGGCGGCAGCCUGUGCCAUGGCAUUUCCGGUAAUGCAUGGCCCUGGCUGAUGCUCCACAAUGCUUUUGAGUACCACUCGACACACAUCGAUGAAGCUCGGCGCGAGUACUUCCAACGUACUCUGGAAUCGAUACAGCCAGACGGAAAUCUGAGCCGGCAACUGACGCCAGACUUCUUUUUGUCGAGGGCGCUGGCAUUCAUGCUGCAUUCGUUUGAGACGCGUCCUUACAACAGCUCGCCUGCCACUUCUGAUAAGGAUUAUCGGACUCCUGAUGAUCCUUACUCGUUGUUUGAGGGACUUGCGGGUAACGUUUGUGCGUGGGCUGAGACUUGCGCGGUCAUCCAGGCGAGAUUGCGCAAGGUGGAUUUGAGCGAGGAGGGGGCUAGCGUGGAUGGUCAUGGUAUGUUUCAGAGAGCGAUGCGCUGCCAAUUGGGCUUCCCGCUGGUUGGUGGGAAUGGGGCUGGCGGUCUGCUCUAA